Sus scrofa (pig) is the source of this 11047-nucleotide messenger RNA. The record is from RefSeq and is a predicted model, not a curated record. NCBI's taxonomy places the organism in Eukaryota, Metazoa, Chordata, Mammalia, Artiodactyla, Suidae.
GUGGGCGGAGGCGGGGCUGCUGGGGCUCUGCGACCUGGGUGCUGUUUGGGGCUGUGGGUGGCGGCGGAAAGGAGUCUGGGGUCAGAUUCCUCAUCGAAGUGCCGGCGCGGGUUUUGUCAGCCUACUCUGGCCAAAGAGAGCUGCACCUCUGAAGGCGACUCAUUUACCAAACGUCGGAGGCAUAUUGUAGAUAAAAAUGCCGAUUGGAUGCAAAGAGAGACCAACUUUUUUUGAAAUUUUUAAGACGCGAUGCAACGAAGCAGAUUUAGGACCAGUAAGCCUUAAUUGGUUUGAAGAACUUUCUUUAGAAGCUCCACCAUAUAAUUCUGAACCUUCGGAAGAAUCAGAAUAUAAAAAUAGCAGUUAUGAACCAAACCCAUUUAAAACACCAAGGAAACCUUAUCAUCAGUUGGCUUCAACUCCAGUAAUAUUCAAAGAACAAGGUCUAACUCUGCCACGGUACCAGUCUCCUUUAAAAGAAUUAGAUAAAUUCAGAUUAGAUGCAGGAAAGGAUAUUACCAACAGUAAACAUAAAAGUUGUACAAUGAAGGCUAAAAUGGAUCAAGCAAGUGAUAUUACCAGCCCACCUCCAAAUUCUUGCCUUAGUGAAAGUCCUUUUGUUCUACGAUGUACACAUGUAACACCACAAAGAGAAAAGUCGGUGGUAUGUGGAAAUUUAUUUUAUACACCAAAGCUCAUGAAGGGUCAGACACCAAAACGUAUUUCUGAAAGUUUAGGAGCUGAGGUGGAUCCUGAUAUGUCUUGGUCAAGUUCUUUGGCCACACCACCAACACUUAGUUCUACUGUGCUCAUAGCCAGAGAUGAGGAAGCAUCUGCGACUGCAUUUCCUAAUGAUGCUGCUGCCAUUUUGAAAAGCUAUUUUUCUAACCAUGAUGAAAGUCUGAAGAAGAAUAAUAGGUUUAUUCCUUCUGGAAGAGACAAUGAAAACAAAAAUCAAAGAGAAGCUAAAAGUCAUGGAUUGGAGAAAAUGUUAGAGGAUUCGUUUGAUAAAGUAGAUAACUGCAAAGAUCUUGGUAAAUCAACACCAACUGUCCUAAAAGAUGAGUUACAUGAAACAGUUGCAGAUAUUUCUGAAGAAGAUAGUUUUUCACUGUGUGUUUCUAAAUAUAAAACAAGAAGUCUACAAAAAAUGAAAACUGGAAGGACUAGGAAAAAUAUUUUCAAUGAAACAAAUACUUAUGAAUAUGAAGAAGCUAAAAAACAAAUGACGGAAAAUAAACAUUCAUUUGUAUCUGAAACAGAACCAAAUGAUGGGGAUUCAUUAGACUCAAAUGUAACAAGUCAGACGCCCUUUGGGAAUGGAACUGACAACAUCUCCAAGGAAUUUGUGCCAUCUUCAGCCUCUGAAUGGUCUCAACUGACCCUCUCCGGUCUAAACGAAACCCAGAUGGAGAAAACAUCCCUACUGCAUAUUUCUUCUUGUGACCAAAAUAAUGCAGAAGAAGACUGCAUAGGCACAGACAAAGAAUGUACCAACAUCAUUACUGUAGAAAAUUCUUUGCCACAUAUAGCAAGCAUGUCAAAAACAAGGACGAUAUUAAAUGAAGUAACAGUGGUAAAUAAGAGAGAUGAAGGGCAGUGUGUUGAAUCUCCUGACGAUUCCACUGGUGUGGAAAAUCAAGUAAUAUCUGACUCUUCUCUCAUAGCUUCUCCACUUCAGGGGAUCAAAAAGUCUCUAUUCAGGAUGAGAGAAUCCCCUGAAAAGACAGCCAACGCAGAUUUCCCUAGUAAUAUGACUGAUCCGAACUUGAAAGAAGAACCUGAAGCCUCCAGAAGUGGAUUGGAAAUACACACUCUUUGCUCACAGAAGGAGGGUUCUUUAUGUAUGCACUCAGCUGAUAAUGGAAGCUGGCCAGCCACUACCAAAUAUACUUCUGUAGCUUUGAAGAAUACAGGUUUAAUAUCCACUUUGAAAAAGAAAACAAAAAAGUUUAUUUAUGCUAUAAAUGACAGAACAUCUUACCAAGGACUGAAAGCACAGAAAGACCAAGAAUCAGAACUAAUGAACUCUUCAGCUCAAUUUGAAGCAAAGCCCUUUGAAGCACCACAUACAUUUACAAACACUGACUCAGGUUUAUUGCAUUCUUCUGUCCAAAAAAAUCGUUUACAGGAUGACUCUGAAGAACGAAUUUUGUUCACCAGCUCUUUGGGGACCAUUCUGAGAAAAUGUUCUAAUAAUGAAAGUCAUUCUGAUAACAAAACAGUAUCUCAGGAUCUUGAUUAUAAAGAAGCAAAAAUUGAUAAGGAGAAACUACCAUCAUUUAUAACCACAGAAACUGAUAAUGUGUCAUGCAUGCAGAAAAAGCACUGUGAAGAUGAUCCAAAAAGCCAGAGAGUUCUAGAUAUAAAGGAAAGUCUUGCCGCAGGACGUCACCCUGCAGUGCCACAUUCAGAGGAAGGUCGUGAUACUUACUUUCAAUCCCAGGAAAACUUUUUACAUGACCUUGAUAAUACCACCAUUUUAACUCCUAGCUCCAAGGAUCUUCUGUCAAAUCCAGUUGUGACUUCUGGAGGAAAAGAAUCAUAUAAAAUGUCAGAGAAGAUAAAAUCUAGGAGCAAAGCUGAUUUUGAAUUAACCCGAAAUAUUUCCAUGGAAAAGAAUCAAGAAACAUGUGUUUUAAAUGACAGUUCUCAAAAAGCUGAGCUGUUGGCACCUGAAAAAUACCUAACAGUAGUAUCACCUUCUAUGAAGGUCCAACUUAACCAAAAUAUAAAUCUCACAGGAAUCCAAAAAGACCAAGAAGAGACUACUUUAAUUUCAAAAAUAACCGUUAGUCCAAACUCUGAAGAACUUUUCCCAGACAACGAGACUAAUUUUGUCUUUCAGACACCUACCAAAAGGAAUAUUCCUGUUUUGGGGAACAUUAUGGAAGUUCAUGAGGUAGACCUCAGUUGCUUAAGAGAACCUGUUCUCAAGAACUCUGCCUUAGUAACAUGUACAGAUAUAGAUGAUGAACAAACAACCCAUGAUCUUAUAGAGAAGAACAGAACGAGUGUACAGCAGCAACCAAAAAUUAUUCAAGGUCAAGAAUCAAAGUCACAUACCUCCUUGGAUAUCGAUGUGAAAUCAAACAGAAGUAAUGAUUGCAUGGACAGUUGGGCAGGACUCUCAGAUUUGAUUGCAAGUCACAGUUUUGGAAAUGGCUUCAGGACAGCUUCUAAUAAAGAGAUAAAACUCUCUGAACACAACAUUAAGAAAAGUAAAUUGCUCUUCAGAGAUCUUGAAGAACAUUAUCCUCAGCUAGCCUGUGUUGAAACUGUAAAUACCUUAUCAUUAGCAAGUCAAAAGAAAGAAAGCAAACCUCAUGCACUUGAUUUGCCGUCAGUUAAUACUGUAUCUGGGUGUGUGCAAAGUAGUGCAAUUCUUUCUGAUAGUGAAAACAGACACACAACCCCUCCAAUUUUAUCUUUAAAGCAAGACUUUAAUUCAAACCAUAAUUUAACACCUAGCCAAAAGGCAGAAAUUACAGAACUUUCGACAAUACUGGAAGAAUCAGGAAGCCAGUUUGAAUUUACGCAAUUUAAAAAACCAGGUCACAUAACACAGAACAGUCUGUGUGAAAUGCCUGCAAAUCAGAUGACUGUCUUAAACACCCCUUCUGAGGAAUGGAAAGAUCCUGCUCUUCAUCUCACAAUUAAUGCCCCAUCUGUCAGUCAGGCAGAAAGCAGCAGCAAGUCUGAAGGUAUAGAUGGAGGUAAGCAAAAGUUUGCUUGCUUGUCAUCAUCCAACUGUAGCAGAAGUGCUUCUGGUUAUUUAGCAGAUAAAAAUGAAGUGGAAUUUAGGGGGUUUUAUUCUGCUCGUGGCACAAAACUGAAUGUUUCCAGGAAAGCUCUGCAGAAAGCUAUGAACCUGUUCAGUGACAUUGAGAAUGUUAGUGAGGAAACUUCUGCAGCAGUAGGUCCAGGAUGUUUCUCUUCAAGCAAAUGUAAUGAUUCUGAUGUUUCAAUAUUUAAGGUAGAAAAUUAUAGCAGUGAUAAAAGUUUAAGUGAGAAAUACAAUAAAUGCCAACUGAUACUAAAAAAUAACAUUGAAAGGACUGCUGACAUUUUUGUUGAAGAAAAUACUGACGGUUACAAGAGAAAUACUGAAAAUAAAGACAACAAAUGUACUGGUCUUGCUAGUAACUUAGGAGAAGCUGAUGACAGUGCUUCAAGUAAAACUGAUACAGUUUAUAUGCACGAAGAUGAAACUGGUUUGCCAUUUAUUGAUCACAACAUACAUCUAAAAUUACCUAACCACUUUAUGAAGAAGGGAAAUACUCAAAUUAAAGAAGGUUUGUCAGAUUUGACUUGUUUGGAAGUUAUGAGAGCCGAAGAAACAUUUCAUAUUAAUACAUCAAAUAAACAGUCAACUGUUAAUAAGAGGAGCCAAAAAAUAAAAGAUUUUGAUGUUUUUGAUUUGUCCUUUCAGAGUGCAAGUGGGAAAAACAUCAGAGUCUCUAAAGAGUCAUUAAAUAAAGCUGUAAAUUUCUUUGACGAAAAAUGCACAGAAGAAGAAUUGAAUAACUUUUCAGAUUCCUCAAAUUCUGAAAUACUUUCUGGCAUAAAUAUCAACAAAAUAAACAUUUCAAGCCAUAAGGAAACAGAUUCGGACAAAAACAAACUAUUGAAAGAAAGUGACCCAGUUGGUAUUGAAAAUCAAUUACUGACUCUCCAGCAAAGAUCAGAAUGUGAAAUCAAAAAGAUCGAAGAACCUACCAUGCUGGGUUUUCAUACAGCUAGUGGGAAAAAAGUAAAAAUUGCGAAGGAAUCGUUGGACAAAGUGAAAAAUCUUUUUGAUGAAACAAAGCAAGAUAGUAGUGAAACCACUAAUUCUAGCCAUCAAGGGGUAAAAACACAGAAGGACAGAGAGGUAUGUAAAGAAGAGCUUGAAUUAACAUUCGAGACAGUUGAAAUAACUGCCUCAAAGCAUGAAGAAAUACGGAAUUUUUUAGAGGAGAAAAAACUUGUUUCUAAGGAGAUCACCAUGCCACCCAGGCUCUUACGUCAUCAUUUACACAGACAAACUGAAAAUCUCAGCAUGUCAAACAGUAUCCCCCUAAAAGGUAAAGUACAUGAAAAUAUGGAAGAAGAAACAUCUUGUCACACAGAUCAGUCCACUUGUUCAGCCAUUGAAAAUUCAGCAUUAACAUUUUACACAGGACAUGGCAGAAAAAUUUCUGUGAAUCAGGCUUCCGUAUUUGAAGCCAAAAAGUGGCUUAGAGAAGGAGAACUGGACGAUCAACCAGAAAACGUAGAUUCUGCCAAGGUCAUAUGUUUAAAGGAAUGUGCUAGGGAUUAUGUAGGAAAUCCUUUGUGUGGGAGUAGUUCAAACAGUAUCAUAACUGAAAAUGACAAAAAUCUCCCUGAAAAACAAAAUUCAACUUAUUUAAGUAACAGUGUGUCUAACAACUAUUCAUACCAUUCUGAUUUUUGUCAUUCCAAUGAGGUGCUCAGCAAAUCAGAAUCUCUCUCAGAAAAUAAAAUUGGUAAUUCUGAUACUGAGCCAGCAGUGAAGAAUGUCAAAGACAGAAAAGACACUUGUUUUUCUGAAGAGAUAUCCACCGUAAGAGAAGCAAACACACACCCACAAGCUGUAGAUGAAGACAGCUGGGUUCGGAAGCUUGUGAUUAACUCUACACCAUGCAAAAAUAAAAAUACACCUGGUGAAGUGUCCAGAUCUAAUUCAAAUAAUUUUGAAGAGCCACCUGCAUUCAGUACAAGUGGGAACAUAGCCUUUGUUUCACAUGAAACAGACGUGAGAGAGAGGUUUGCAGACAACAACAGGAAGGCGAUUAAGCAAAACACUGAGAGUAUGUCAGGCUCUUGCCAAAUGAAAAUUAUGACUGGCGCUCAUAAGGCAUUGGGUGAUUCAGAGGAUGUUAUUUUCCCUAACUCUCCAGAUAGUGAAGAACAUAUUACACGUUCACAGGAGGUUUUUCCUGAAAUUCAAAGUGAACAAAUUUUACAACAUGACCCAAGUGUAUCCGGAUUGGAGAAAGUUUCUGAAAUGCCACCUUGUCAUAUUAACUUAAAAACUUUUGAUAUACAUAAGUUUGAUAUGAAAAGACAUCCCAUGUCAGUCUCUUCUAUGAAUGAUUGUGGGGUUUUUAGCACAGCAAGUGGAAAAUCUGUACAAGUAUCAGAUACUGCAUUACAAAAAGCGAGACAAGUAUUUUCUAAGACAGAAGAUGUGGCUAAGCCAUUCUUUUCCAGAGCAGUUAAAAGUGAUGAAGAACAUUCAGACAAGUACACAAGAGAAGAAAAUGCUAUGAUGCAUCCCCCCCCAAAUUUCCUGUCAUCUGCUUUCUCCGGAUUUAGUACAGCAAGUGGAAAACAGGUUCCAGUUUCUGAGAGUGCCUUAUGCAAAGUGAAGGGAAUGUUUGAGGAAUUUGAUUUAAUGGGAACUGAAUGUAGACUUCAGCAUUCACCUACAUCUAGACAAGAUGUGUCAAAGAUACUUCCUCUCUCCGAGAUUGAUGAGAGAACCCCAGAACACUCUGUAAGUUCCCAAACAGAGAAAGCCUACAAUGAACAAUUUAAAUUACCAGAUAGCUGUAACACUGAAAGCAGUUCUUCAGAAAAUAAUCACUCUGUUAAAGUUUCUCCCGAUCUCUCUCGGUUUAAGCAAGACAAACAGUUGGUAUCAGGAGCAAAAGUAUCACUUGUUGAGAACAUUCAUCAUCUGGGAAAAGAACAAGCUUUACCUAAAAAUAUAACAAUGGAAAUUGGGAAAACUGAAACUUUUCCUAAUCUUCCCUUGAAAACAAAUAUAGAAAUUUGUUCUACUAAGUCCAAAGAUCCAGAAAACUCUUUUGAAACAGAAGCAGUUGAGAUUGCCAGAGCUUUUAUGGAAGAUGGUGAGCUGACAGAUUCUGAACUGCCAAGUCAUGCCAAACACUCUCUUUCACGCCAAAAAAAUGAGGAAACGGUUUUGUUAACUUUAGGAAUUGGAAAAAGAAGAGGAGAUGCACUUGCCACUGUUGGAGAACCCCCAAUCAAAAGAAACUUGUUAAAUGAAUUUGACAGGAUAAUAGAAAAUCAAGAAAAAUUCUUAAAGGCUUCAAAAAGCACUCCAGAUGGCACAAUGAAAGAUAGAAGGUUGUUUAUGCAUCAUAUUUCUUUAGAGCCAGUUACCUGUGGACCCGCUUGCACAACGACAGAGCGGCCGAAAGUGCGGAAUCCCCAUUUCACACCUGGUCAAGGAUUUCUAGCUGAAUCUCGUCUUGAUGAACACCUGACUUUGGAAAAGGCUUCAAGCAAUUUAUCAGUUUCAGGGCAGCCACUUUGCAAGGCUCCUGCCCCCAGAAAUGAAAAAAGGAGACACUCACUAAGUACAGGCAAACCCAUGAAAGUCUUUGUCCCACCAUUUAAAACCAAAUCGCAUGUUCACAGAGAUGAACAGUGUGUUACCGGGAAUACUGAGUUGGAGGAAAACAAACAAAAACAAAAAAACGUAGAUGAACAUGGCUUUGGUAAUAGUGAAAAUAAUGUUAACAGCGGUGAAAUUCCUCAAACAACAACCGUAAUUUUCACAAAGAAUGAAGAAGAGCCUUUAGAUUUGAUUACAAAUCUUCAGAUUGCCAGAGAUAUACAGGAUAUGCGAAUUAAAAAGAAAAAAAGGCAACGUAUUUUUCCACAGCCAGGCAGUCUGUAUCUUGCAAAAACAUCCACUCUGCCUAGAAUCUCUCUGAAAGAAGCAGUAGAAGGCCGAGUUCCCUCUGCAUGUUCUCACAAACAGCUGUAUAUGUAUGGUGUUUCUAAACAUUGCAUAAAAAUUAACAGCAAAAAUGCAGAGUCUUUUGAGUUUCACACUCAAGAUUAUUUUGGCACAGAAGGUUUAUGUGCUGGAAAGGGAAUACAGUUGGCUGAUGGUGGAUGGCUAAUACCCUCCAAUGAUGGAAAGGCUGGAAAAGAAGAGUUUUAUAGAGCUCUGUGUGACACCCCAGGUGUGGAUCCAAAGCUUAUUUCUAGAGUUUGGGUCUAUAAUCAUUAUAGAUGGAUUAUAUGGAAACUGGCAGCUAUGGAAUUUGCCUUUCCUAAGGAAUUUGCUAAUAGAUGCCUAAACCCAGAAAGGGUACUUCUUCAACUAAAAUACAGAUAUGAUAUGGAAAUUGAUAGAAGCAGAAGAUCAGCUAUAAAAAAGAUAAUGGAAAGAGAUGACACAGCUGCAAAAACGCUUGUUCUCUGUGUUUCUGAAAUUGCAUUAGGCACAAACAUAACUGAAACUCGUAGCAAUAAAACUAAUAGUGUGGAUACCACAAAAGUGGCUAUGGUGGAACUUACAGAUGGAUGGUAUGCUAUUAAGGCCCAGCUAGAUCCUCCCCUCUCAGCUCUCUUAAAGAACGGUAGACUGACUGUGGGUCAGAAGAUCAUAAUUCAUGGAGCAGAGCUAGUGGGCUCUCCUGAUGCCUGUACACCUCUUGAAGCCCCAGAAUCUCUUAUGUUAAAGAUUUCUGCGAACAGCACACGGCGCGCCUGCUGGUAUGCCAAACUCGGCUUCUCUCCCGAUCCCAGACCUUUUUCUCUUCCCUUGUCAUCACUUUUCAGCGAUGGAGGAAAUGUCGCUUGUGUUGAUGUAAUUAUUCAAAGAGCAUAUCCUAUACAGUGGAUGGAGAAGACAUCAUCUGGAUUAUACAUAUUUCGCAAUGAAAGAGAAGAAGAAAAGGAAGCAACAAAAUAUGCAGAAGCCCAACAAAAGAACCUGGAAGCUCUAUUUACUAAAAUUCAAGCAGAAUUUGAAGAGCAUGAAGAAAAUGCAGCAGAACGAUGUCUGCCAUCACGGGCACUAACCAGACAGCAAGUCCGAGCUCUGCAAGAUGGUGCAGAACUUUACGAAGCAGUGAAGAAUGCCCCAGACCCAAGUUACCUUGAGGGUUAUUUUAGUGAAGAGCAGUUAAGAGCCUUGAAUAAUCACAGACAGCUGUUGAAUGAUAAGAAGCAAGCCCAGAUCCAGCUGGUUCAGAAGGCUAUGCAAUCUGCUGAGCAAGGGGAACAGAUUUUACCAAGAGAUGUUACACCUGUAUGGAAGUUGCGUAUCAUAAGCUAUAACAAAAAGGAAAAAGAUUCAGUUAUAUUGAGUAUCUGGCGUCCAUCAUCAGAUUUAUGUUCCCUCCUAACAGAGGGAAAGAGAUACAGAAUCUAUCAUCUUACAGCAGCAAAAUCUAAAAGUAAAUCUGAAAGAGCUAACAUACAGUUAACAGCAACAAAAAGUACUCAGUAUCAGCAACUACCGGCUUCAGAUGAAAUUCUAUUCCAACUUUAUCGGCCAAGGGAGCCCCUUCACUUCAAUAAAUUAUUGGAUCCAGACUUCCAGCCACCUUGUUCUGAGGUGGACCUAAUAGGAUUUGUAGUUUCUGUCGUGAAAAAAACAGGUCUUGCUCCUUUGGUCUAUUUGUCAGAUGAAUGCCAUAAUUUAUUGGCAAUAAAAUUUUGGAUCGAUCUUAAUGAAGACAUCAUUAAACCUCACAUGUUAGUUGCUGCAAGCAACCUCCAGUGGCGACCAGAGUCCAAAUCAGGAAUUCCUACUUUAUUUGCUGGAGAUUUUUCCAUGUUUUCUGCCAGUCCAAAGGAAGGCCAUUUUCAAGAAACAUUCCACAAAAUGAAAAAUACUAUCGAGAAUAUUGAUAUAUUUUGCAAUGAGGCAGAAAACAAGCGUAUUCAUAUACUUAAUGCGUAUAAUGCCAAGUGGUUCACUCCAACUAAAGACUGUACUUUAGAACCACAAACUCCUCAGACCGUCCUUGGCACAGGAAAUAAGUUUCUGAUGUCUUCUCCCAGUACUGAGAUGAAUUAUCAAAGUCCAUUAUCACUUUAUAAGCCAAAAGGGAAGUCUGUCUCCACACCUGUAUCAGCCCAAAUGACUUCAAAGUCUUGUUGCAAGGGGGAGAAAGAGAUUGAAGACCCAAAAAACUGCAAAAAGAGAAGAGCCUUGGAUUUCUUGAGUAGACUGCCUGUACCUCCACCUGUUAGUCCCAUUUGUACAUUUGUUUCUCCAGCUGCACAGAAGGCAUUUCAGCCACCACGGAGUUGUGGCACCAAACAUGAAAUACCUAUAAAGAAAAAACAAUUGAAUUCUCCUCAGAUGACUCCACUUAAAAAAUUUAAUGACAUUUCUCUUUUGGAAGGUGAUUCAAUAGCUGAUGAAGAACUUGCACUAAUAAAUACCCAAGCUCUUUUGUCUGGUUCAGCAGGAGAAAAUCAACUUACAUCUAUCAGUGAAUCCACUAGGACUGUUUCCACUAGUCCAAAAGAUUAUCCCAGACUGAAAAGGCAUCAUACUACAUCUGUGAUCAAAGAACAAGAGAAUUCCCCAGCCAGGACUGAAGAACACAAGACUAAUACGCAGGACACAAAUACAAUAAAAAAUAUAUCCAAGAGACUGCAAAGGCAACAAAAACCAAAAUGAUGAUAAAUUAGUUAUUGACUCAGCCUCUCCAGUUUGUAAAACAUACAAUUUCCAACUGUACAUCAGAAUUUACAUAAUGAGAAAAGAAAGGAAAUAGUUCAAAAUUCACCUAAAAGCUUGUAUAUCACAGCAAUGAUCUCUCCCUGCCUCUACACUCAUAAUAGUCUUAUUUCAAUUAUGUAUCUUAAAACUGUGACUGUAUAUUUACUAACUCAUCAAGAAAAAAAUCUCCUUUCCAUCUUUAGACAGGAUUUGAUCAUUAUAAGUAUUAUUUUACAAAUGAAAUAAACAUACCUGUUUCUUUUAGAGGUGUGUCCCUAUAGUUAAAAGAAACUGGGUUUCUAAGUACUGUUGACUCACGUAAUUCCUUUUAGUUUAGUUCCUAUUUCAGGUUGUUUUCUUAAGAGGCAACCCACUAUGAACCAGUUUUCCUUAAUGAAUGUGUUGGUUCUGUAGUUUUAUCCUGAUCAAAAAAGUCAGGAUGAGUAAGAUACUACAAUGGUGUUUUCUUUUGACCAAUUCUUCAUCCUUAGGUCAGCAUGACGAUGAGAAAAACAGACCCCUCGCUGUACUUCCUUUUUAUGAUUCCAAUGUGGUUUGUGAAAUUAAGUAAUUUAUUAAAAGUUCAAAUAUUUUAAA